This is a messenger RNA of Talaromyces marneffei, 387 nucleotides long. RefSeq lists its product as uncharacterized. The transcript is spliced from 2 exons. The record is from RefSeq and is a predicted model, not a curated record. Bases 1 to 387 code for a protein of 128 amino acids. NCBI's taxonomy places the organism in Eukaryota, Fungi, Ascomycota, Eurotiomycetes, Eurotiales, Trichocomaceae.
AUGACCUUCGACGUCAUAACCACCACGGCAACCGCUCUCCAACGCUUACUAUUCCAAAACAAAAUAACAAGCGUCCAAAUCGUGCAAUACUAUUUCGCACAGAUCGAUCGCCAUGAACCCACCCUCAACGCGCUCAUAUCACCAGUACCGCGCGACAAGAUCCUCGCCAUUGCCGCGACGCUCGAUGCAGAGCGUCAGAUUUCCAGGUCGAGGCGAUGGGGGAGAAUGAGAAGUUACUCGGCCCCCGGCGGCUCAUCAACCGGCUCCGCAGUCUCAGUAGCAGCUGGUUUCUCUCCUCUAGCCAUGGGCACGGAGACAUUCGGCUCCAUCGUUACGCUCUCAAGCCUACCGUUGGAAUCCAAUAUUCUACAGGGCUGUACUACAUGA